GCAGACGGAUGACGAACUUCAGAAGUCGGCCCCCCAUGGGGAACAGGGCGCCUGUCGUCGUUAGAACAGACAAUAGAGGAGGCGUCCGGCCUAGCAGUGUCUUCUUGUUUGGUAUCAUCCUUAAAGAGAUUGUCGCAGCUUUACAUAGGAUAUAUUUAAAUCCGAGCGGUAACAUUUACCCCGUGAUGCAGGACAUUAUAGGACCUAGCGCGCAGGACCUGAGUCAGUUGCUCUACGCCCCAGGACCCCCAGAAGACGAUCCCAGGGGUCGUGGCAGGGGUCGCCGCGACCCCCGGGACGACCCGAGGGGUCAGCUCAUACAAAUUCUCCAAUACGUUAUAGAGAAUUUGAUCUACCACAUGACAGAGAUUAUGCCGAAGGCUGGAGUCCUAGGGACCCACAAGAAAGCCGCCGUCUUCGAGAUGAUCAAAAGUGGGAAGAGGUUUCCUGACGGCUACUUCUGGCAGAUAGAACUGGACCGGCUGCAGUUUGACGGCAACGGCAGGACGUCAAACGUCGGCAACCUGGAGGCUUUCAUCCUGUUGGUGGGCAUCUUCUUGUCUCGGAGCUUCAUCACGACGCUGCUGAUGAAGCCCGUAGACUACGGUCUGUCUAACGACCCGCUGACGGAUGUUGGUGAAAGAAACCUGAAAAUUCUGGCCACCUGCUUGCUGUUUAUCGUCAGGAGAGUAUCGGUGAGGAGGGAGUCUCCCAUGCUGCCCAUGCCAGGUGAAGUGGCCAGAUACGUGUAUGCUGAUGAAGAAAUGAGGCCAGUUCACUUACGGUUACGUAGGAGCUAUGAAUAUUGCGAGAAUCUGCUAAGAGAAUGGGGUGCUGAGUACAUCAAAAGGCUGAGGCAGGCCGCCAACGUAACGACAACAACCUAAAUUUAGAAAAAUUAAACUCUCAUUGGAACUUUGAACUCUACGGAACCUGUUGAAUUAAGAAAGGAGAUAAGAAUAUUGUGAAUGUGAACGAAAUAUGAAAACAUUGAACAGAGACUUAAUAUUUCAUAUGGUACGUCAUCAAUGACGUCAAGAGCAGUAUUGACAACAGAAAACCUUCAUGCUUUAAAACGUGUGCCCAGUCUAUAAAUAGUAAAUAGUAAACAUUGAACCAGUUGAGCCACUUUAACGAAAAUUUUGAUUUUUCCCCCGUAUUUGGUAUCGUGACUAAAGCUUAGAUUUCAUCAAAGAGGCCUUUCAAACAUUGCAGAUAUUUUUGCUGUUUAGAUGAUGAAUUAUGCAUUUAUAUAUGUCAAUGUGCAUAAUGUGCUAAGAUCAAUACUUUGAAUUUGGAAAUGGAUUUUCUUUUAUUGAUACUAAUAUUAAAAAAAAAUUAUUUCAAAAUAUGCUUGAAACUGAGCUUAGAAACUAUUGUUGAAAAACGUUGCUUCAAUCAAACGGCAGUUAUAAGGGGAAAUAACUUUUCAAGACUCAAAGCAAAGACUUUGGACAGUUUUGACAUCAUAGUUGAAUUUACGAGAAUAUUUAUAUAAGCGGCUGUGAAUGAUUUUACUUGGUUUUUGUGUUAUGUUGAACAAUUUAUGAUGUGUUACACUCUGUAUAUACUAGACCAAAUCAAAUUAUAAAUCUGUGAUAUUUAUACAUAUUUUAUGUUUUUAAAAGAACUAUAUUUAUGAUUAGUUAAUUAUUCAUCUUUCAUGUUUUAUGUAUCAUAUUAUAAGUAUUAUUCUAUGUAUGAUUUAGCUCCAGUAUUUAUUCGAUUUAAUAAAAAAUUAAAAUGUAUUAAUAUGAAUUUUUAAAAUUAUUUUUAAAUUAAAAAAGAUAUUGUAUUUUAAUAUCGCUUUGAUAUUAAUUGGAAAAUUUUAAUCAAAUAACACGAGUAAGAUAACACAUUCAGUUUAGACUCCGCCCUCUUAUUGGCUACUUCAUGUGUUGUGGUAACGACGUGGUGAAAACUUCGCGGAUUGCAGAGAAAAAUAAAUAUUAAUAGUAAACAAUAUUUUCGUAUUGUAACAAGUAAACAUCAAAACUUAUGUAACCAGCUACUAAUGGCCUUCACUGUCAAGACGUAUUCGAUUCUAUAUUUUGUUAAUAUCGCUAUUAAAAAACAAAACCUAAUUCUAACCCUGAUUUGACCUUUAGUCCGGAUUUUAAUUCUAGUAUUGAUCCUAGUCCAGACCAUACCAUUAUCACAGCCCCCCC
Messenger RNA from Physella acuta, 2168 nucleotides. RefSeq lists its product as uncharacterized. Lineage: Eukaryota; Metazoa; Mollusca; Gastropoda; Physidae. The record is from RefSeq and is a predicted model, not a curated record.